AUUGUAUAUGACGUGGACAAUGAGCCACAUCCCUCCUAAUGACGAACAAACCAGACAGGACCGACCUCUUGUUUGUCUCCACACCCAGUAAUACCUGCUUUUAAGCCCGUGCGUGAGCCUACCAGCAUUGUCGUCCGUGCAGCAGCACAGCCCCACAGGUGGUGGUACUGCGUCUACAUCUACACGGCGCCUCAGAGAGCCGGACACGACCGAGAAACAACCGAAGAAGAAGAAACUGUUCCUAGCAUGGAGAGGCACGGCGUGUCGGUGUAGUGGAGGCGGAGGUCGCUGCGUCAGCAGGAGCCUGUUCAACAUUCAGCACAAGCUAGCGACCUGUUAGCUGCUUAGCUCCCGUGCUAACUUGAAGCUAACGCAGCGUAGCGGCUGCUGCUAACAUGAGGCUCAAAGUGGGAUUCAUUCUGCGGAGCCUGCUGGUCAUCGGCACGUCUGGCCUGUUGGUGCUCUGGUCCACCCUGACCCCCAACGCCAACAGAGACAGCCCGUUUGAGAAAAGGGAUGACAGCUUGUUGCCCAAAGGUGACCUUGCAGAGCAGUUUAAGCCUGUGAUGCCCUGGCCUCAUGUGGAGGGGGUGGAGGUCGACCUCGACUCCAUCAGACUGAAACACGGAGGGGCCGACCUUCCCAAGGAUUCAAAGGAGCAAUCCAACCAGAAGCAGGUGAUUCAACAGCAGUAUGUGACAUUCGGACCUCACACACACGCCUACACUAGCCCCGUCCUGAAGAAAGGUAUCCUGGGAAAUUUUGAGCCUAAGGAGCCUGAACCUCCAGGGGUCCCCGGUGGACCCGGAGAGGGCGCUAAGCCGUUUGUCCUGGGUCCAGAGUACAAAGACUCGGUUCAGGCCUCCAUCAAAGAGUUUGGCUUCAACAUGGUUGCCAGUGACAUGAUUUCACUGGACAGAACAAUCAAUGACAUACGCCACGAAGAGUGUAAGUACUGGCACUACGACGACAGACUGCUCACAUCCAGCGUGGUGAUAGUCUUCCAUAACGAAGGCUGGUCAACGCUGAUGAGGACUGUCCACAGUGUCAUCAAGAGGACUCCUCGCAGGUACCUGGCUGAGAUUGUCCUGAUAGAUGACUUCAGUAACAAAGUCCAUCUGAAGGAGCGCCUGGAGGAGUACAUCAAGCAGUGGAACGGCCUCGUCAAACUCUUCAGGAAUGAGAAGAGGGAAGGAUUAAUACAGGCCAGGAGCAUUGGAGCCAAGAAGGCCACCAAAGGACAGGUGCUGGUCUACCUGGAUGCUCACUGUGAGGUCGGGAUCAACUGGUACGCUCCACUGAUCGCUCCCAUUUCAAAGGACAGAACGGUGUGUACGGUGCCUCUGAUCGACUCCGUCCACGGCGAGACAUUCACCUUUGAGCCCCAGGGUGGAGGAGACAGCAACGGUUUUGCUAGAGGCGCCUGGGAUUGGAGCAUGCUGUGGAAGAGAAUCCCUCUGGGAGCCAGGGAGCAUAAGCUGAGAAAAACUCAGACUGAGCCUUAUAGGUCUCCAGCCAUGGCAGGAGGUCUCUUUGCUAUAGAAAGAGACUUUUUCUUUGAGCUGGGACUGUACGACCCUGGACUGCAGAUAUGGGGAGGGGAGAAUUUUGAAAUAUCUUACAAGAUCUGGCAGUGUGGUGGCCAGCUGCUCUUUGUGCCCUGUUCUCGCGUCGGCCACAUCUACAGACUUCAGGGAUGGCAAGGCAACCCUCCGCCAGCACAUGUUGGAUCCUCGCCUACUCUCAAGAACUAUGUUCGUGUGGUGGAGGUUUGGUGGGACGACUAUAAGGACUACUUCUACGCCAGCCGCCCUGAAACUCUGACUCUGGCCUACGGAGACAUCAGUGACCUUAAACGAUUCAGGGAGGAGCAUCGAUGCAAAAGUUUCAAGUGGUUCAUGGAGGAAAUAGCAUACGACAUUCCACAGCACUACCCACUUCCUCCUAAAAAUGUAGAGUGGGGGGAGAUCCGGGGCUUCGACACCAGUUACUGCAUCGACAGCAUGGGACACACUAACGGAGGGAAUGUAGAGCUGGGCCCGUGCCACAGGAUGGGUGGAAACCAGCUGUUCCGCAUCAAUGAAGCCAACCAGCUGAUGCAGUAUGAUCAGUGCCUGACCAUAGGAGGCGACAAGUCUGCUAUCAUCAUCACACACUGUGAAACCAACCAGCACAUGGAGUGGAAGUACUUCAAGGAUCUGCAUCGAUUCACUCAUGUGCCAACAGGAAAAUGUCUGGACCGCUCCGAUCUGCUUCACAAAGUGUUCGUAUCAGACUGUGACACCAGUAAAACCACUCAGAAAUGGGAGAUGAAUAACAUCGUGGCUGUGUGAAGACAUCUGGGAGAGAUCUGUUUAGAGGAAGAAUACCUGACACCUAGGUGUUGGUGUACCUCCAACAAAAUGAAGCCCAAAUGGUUUAACUGUUGACAUCGGCCCAAAUGUGAAGGUUGCUCUGACACUCCAGAAGAGUUUGAUCCAGAGCUGCUGGAUGAACACGAACUGUCCCUGGUGGUUGUUUACACUGUCUCUGUCCUUUCAGGCUCUCAGGUCUUUUCUAAUUUUCUCAUUGCAUUUGUGAAAUGAAUCCCAUCAAGUCUUAAGAUUAUUAGGUCUGUUUAGUCCUCGGCCAAACUGAUGAGCUGACUUACCAAAGAGUUUAGACUUCAGUCACAUCAUCAUCAUCAUCAUCAUGGGUGUGGUUUUUAGUCUGCCGCUGGAAAAAGACCAGGAUGAAGAAGGUCCUCAGUUUAACGGAGGAAAAGAGCGACAAGCAGCACAUUUUGAAGAAUAUUUGGACGUGGUGACUCGCUGCUGCUGUUUGCUUUGAUUUGGUUUUAUUGGAUCUUCACAAACAAACCCCUCGUCUGGCCUAAGUGUGAUUUUGAUUGCACAGGCUCAGUUUGGCUCAUUGGUGAUUUUAUUUUCAUUUACCAAAAUGUUGAAAAGGCAAAAAAAAAAAAGGAUUUCCUCCCAUUCGCGUCCCUAAGCUGUGGCGGCGUUUCCUUCCUCUGUGCUGAGCUUUCAAACCAGCAUGAACUCCUGAACUUUAGCGCUUUGCUCCUCACAGGCUUCAUUUACUCUCUGACAUACACUGGGAUACUCUAAAGGAUGUGUGGGUCGCCGUCUUACCGACAGUCUGGAUGAGAAAUAUAGAGUUUAGUAGCUGACCAGUACUGUGACUCAUUAGUAAUCGGGGUGGGGUUGGAGGCAGGAUUAUUAACAUGUAAAAAAUGCACAAUUAUUGUGGUUAAAAAAAGAAGAUGUUUUUGUUUUGUGUGCAGCAGGGAGGGGCUUUGGUGUUUGGAUGUUUUGUACUGUGUAAAUAAUCAUUUCUAAAGAUGAUCGUGAUGGAUUGAGGGCUUGAAUGAUCUUGUAAAUAGCUAACUUAUAGCAGAGAUUUCAUAAUGUGGGCUGAGGAAAUAAAUGACCUGAUUUUUACAACUAUAA
Molecule: messenger RNA, 3449 nt
Organism: Maylandia zebra (zebra mbuna)
Lineage: Eukaryota; Metazoa; Chordata; Actinopteri; Cichliformes; Cichlidae
Gene: galnt7
Product: UDP-N-acetyl-alpha-D-galactosamine: polypeptide N-acetylgalactosaminyltransferase 7
Biological process (GO): protein O-linked glycosylation
Cellular component (GO): Golgi apparatus
Molecular function (GO): polypeptide N-acetylgalactosaminyltransferase activity
Source: RefSeq, a predicted model, not a curated record